Messenger RNA from Scylla paramamosain (green mud crab), 1371 nucleotides. RefSeq names its product myophilin-like (gene Chd64). The record is from RefSeq and is a predicted model, not a curated record. The coding region runs from base 111 to 671 and encodes 186 amino acids. NCBI's taxonomy places the organism in Eukaryota, Metazoa, Arthropoda, Malacostraca, Decapoda, Portunidae. Gene Ontology annotation, biological process: actin filament organization. Gene Ontology annotation, molecular function: actin filament binding. Gene Ontology annotation, cellular component: actin cytoskeleton. The transcript has 4 exons.
CCAAUGAGCUCGCGCCCCGGCCGAGGUAAAACCACCACACGGCGCAGAUUCGACACCAGUUGUGGACAGACAAGCAGUGCGGGUGGAACGACGCUCCUUCACACGUGACAAUGAACCGUGCUACCAAGUCAGGAAUUGCCGCUGAGGCCCAGUCAAAGGUCGAGGCCAAGUACAGCGAACAGCUGGCCGCAGAGUGCCUGGAAUGGAUCGCCGCCGUCACGGGGAAGGACGUGGACCCCAGUGGUUCCAUGGACAACUUCUAUGAGCAGCUCAGGAAUGGCGUCCUGCUCUGCGAGGUUAUCAAUGCCCUGAAGCCUGGGCACAUCAAGAAGAUCCAGACCUCUAGCAUGGCCUUCAAGUGCAUGGAGAACAUCAACAACUUUGUGGAUGGAGCCAAGGCGUGUGGCGUGCCCUCUCAGGAGACCUUCCAGACUGUGGACCUGUGGGAGAAGCAGAACCUCAACUCUGUAGUCAUCUGCAUCCAGUCUCUGGGAAGGAAGGGUAGCCAGUUUGGAAAGCCCUCUAUUGGACCCAAGGAGGCUGAGAAGAAUGUGCGCAACUUCACUGAGGAACAGCUGAAUGCCUCCAAUGCUGUCAUCAGUUUGCAGUACGGCUCCAACAAGGGUGCCAACCAGGCAGGAAUGUCCUUUGGCAACACCCGCCACAUGUAGGCUGCACGCUGAGCUGCUGUGGAAAUUCAAAAUUGCGCCACAAGAAAGGGAGGGAAAAAGUAUGGGAUUGGAAAUUUAUUCUCUUGGGUACUGUUGGUGUACAGUGUCAUCAUAGUUUAUUUUUCAGGAAUCACAGUUGAUGAAUUGAAGGAUUAUUCUUCAUACAGAAUGUUGGUGGGCUGGUCAAGGCAGGUUCAUGUUAACUUUGGUUUUGACCUCUCCUCUCCUUCCUUGCCCUGAGGAAACAUAUUUAUGUGCACCUUCCUCAGAUCUUGGAAGGUGUAGGAGGGAACAAAGACCUUAAUGGCUGUUGAGUGAACUGCCUGCGACAAUAAUGGGUUUUAUCUGCUGUUAAUUGAUAAUGUAAGGAGAGCGAUAGUUUUCUAUAAAGAUAUCCUUCAUUUUUUUUUUUUUUUUCAUGUAAAACUUUAUAGGAGAGUACAAUUCAAAGUGCAUAUAUAGUAUAUAUGUUUUUUUCAAAGAAUAUUUAAUCUUAACUUAUAUAAAAAAAAAGUUGCGUUCCAAGGCUGGUUGGUCACGCUUUCAUAAACAUGGAUCACUCUUACACUGCUCAACCUGUGAAGUGAAUGCUGUGUUGCACUCUUCUUCCUCAUUCCUCAUGUUUCUUACCAUUCCUUCAGUUGCUGUCACAUUCCAGGUCUUAGUGAACUUUAAAGAUAAAAAUAAAGUAAAAAGAAUC